AUGUCCACAUCCAAUCUGCAGAAAUUAGUUGGAACAAAAUUAAUCACUGAAAUAUUGCGAUGUGAUUCAGUCAAACAAAAAGAUAAGAAUGACUGGAAAGUUUUGGUCAUGGAUCGGUUAGCAACGAGAAUUUUUUCUGCCUCUUGUAAAAUGCAUGACAUCAUGUCGGAAGGAAUUACAAUCGUAGAAGAUAUUAUGAAAAAACGCGAACCACUCGGAAUGCUAGAAGCCGUGUAUUUCAUCCAGCCGAAUGAACAAUCAGUCACUGAGCUUAUGAAUGAUUUCGAUAAACACAAUGCAUUGUUACCUAAGUAUAAAGCUGCACACGUGUUCUUCACUGAAGCAUGCAAUGCAGAUUUAUUUACACGUUUAACUCAAUCGAAAUGCGCGAAAUACAUCAAAACAUUACGUGAAGUGAAUAUCGCAUUUUUGCCUUACGAACGUCAGGUAUUCACACUCGAUUCACCAGAUACAUUUUACAUUGCGUACAACCCAACGUCGACAUCAUUGCGUAACGCACAUCUUGAUGCUAUUGCCGAACAAAUCGCUACAUUAUGCGCGACACUUGGCGAAUAUCCUAAUAUUCGAUAUCGAGGCGAGAAUGAAAAAAUGCUUGAAUUUGCUUAUGCUGUUCAACAGAAAUUAGAUCAAUAUAAAGCUGAUGACGCUACCAUGGGCGAAGGAGCUGAUAAAGCGAAAUCUGUGUUACUGUUAUUGGAUCGUGGUUUUGACGCCGUAUCACCAUUACUUCAUGAAUUGACAUAUCAAGCAAUGACAUAUGAUUUAUUAAAGGUUGACAAUGAUGUUUUCGAGUAUGAUGUUCAGACACCUACAAGUGAUCAAGCCAGUACUACUGGACAAAAGCAAAAAGUCAUCUUAGAUGAGAACGACGAACUUUGGACAGAACUACGUCAUCAACAUAUUGCUGCUGUGACACAGAGUAUUACAAAGAAAAUCAAAGAUUUUGCAGUGCAAAAUCGUGUUAAAGAUGCCGAACGUGGAGAACGUACAACCAUGAGAGAGCUUUCAUUAAUGAUCAAGAAAAUGCCGCAGUAUCAAAAAGAAUUGAAUGCGUAUGCACUUCAUUUCAUCAUUGCUGAGCAAUGUAUGAACAAAUACAAUCGAGAAGCAGUGGAAAAGCUAUGUUCCGCUGAACAGAAUUUAGCAAUGGGCACUGAUCCCGAAGGCGAACGUAUCAAAGAUCAUAUGCGUAAUAUUGUGCCAUUGUUACUCGAUACAUCCAUUGCUAUCGACGAUAAAAUACGUGUCAUAAUGCUAUAUAUUUUACAGAAAAACGCUUAUUGUUGUUCACCGCCUGAGAUGUACGAAAUGCAAUUAUUCGAUUUAUUCGUUUCGUGUUUAGGUGUUACGGAAGAAAACUUGGAUAAACUAUUGAGUCAUGCAAUCAUUCCGGUUCCAAAGAAAACUUUAAUUACAAAUCUACAAUAUCUCAAUUUGCAAAUUACUCAAGAUCAAAAUCGAGCUGGACGUCGGAAAAACAUUCCGCUGGGCAGAAAAGAACGUUCAGAUUCGACGUAUACUAAUUCUCGAUGGGUACCUUAUGUCAAAGAUAUCAUGGAGGAUGUCAUCGAGGAUAAACUCGAUAUUCGACAAUUUCCAUCAAUCAGUACCCAAAGAAAUCCGACAGCUGCGUAUUCAGCUCAGAGUUCACGAGGCUUUGGUGGUUGGAUGAACGGCCGUAAAGUUGCGGCUUACAAUGGUCCACGUUUAAUUGUUUUCAUACUCGGUGGUGUUGCUUACAAUGAACUUCGUUGUGCGUAUGAAGUAACACAAAGUAAUCUGAAAAAAUGGGAGGUAUUCAUCGGUAGUGAUCAUAUCUUAACUCCAAAAGGGUUCCUACGUAAUCUUGAAAUGAGAUUACGAGAUCCUAAUGAACAACGAGACAAACGACGAUUUAUCUUUUCUAUUUAUUCAAAUGAUUGUUUUGUCGAUUUCAACUUAUCCGAGAAUGCUUGUCUUCUUUUCUAUUUCACUUGGCUUAGUACAUAUCAUUGA
Molecule: messenger RNA, 2016 nt
Organism: Adineta ricciae
Lineage: Eukaryota; Metazoa; Rotifera; Eurotatoria; Adinetida; Adinetidae
Source: the annotation of a GenBank genome assembly